AUACAGACAGUUUGAAAAAACACGUGUGAGCAGUUUGAUUGAAACCAGCGUACCAGUCUCCGCCAGAACAGUUGGUCCGGUGCGGUAUCGCUAUUUUAGAGAAAAGUUUUACAGAUUUUCUUCUCAGAAAACGAGAGAAGGAUUCGGAAAGUUUCUCUAAGCUAAGAAACUAAAAGGCUCAACAAAUAUCUUCUUGGUUAGUGAAAAGGUGAUUUCAAGUAACUAAGGAUGAAGCAAGAAAUACUAAGAGGAGAGGAUAACUACUCCUGCACCCUGUCCCAGGAGGUUCAGGAUAUAGCAAAGAAGGAGUUACAGGAGGAAGGGAAAUCGAGAAAGAAAGCUAUAAAUGACGUGAGAAGAUGGGUUAAAUCACAGUCUCAUAUCAAGAGGGUUCGGUUAGACUCCAGCUUUAUCCUCAGGUUUCUAAGAAUGCAGAAGUUUGAGACAAAUGCUGCUUGUGAUAUCCUAGAGAAAUAUUUAACCAUGCGCUGCCAGCAUCCUGCCUGGUUUCAUAACCUAGACUGCAGAGAUCCACAUCUAUCAGAGCUGGUGGAUCUAGGAUAUCUCUUCGUCCUACCAGACAGAGACGAGCACGGACGAAGAGUUAUCUUCUCGCGCGCCAGCACCUUCGACGCAUCCAGAUUCACUACCAGUGAUAUGAUGAGAGCACAUAUCAUGACCUUCGAGACCCUGCUUAACGAUGAGGAGAACCAGGUCCGGGGGUUCACCUACGUUUUGGAUGAGAAAGCCAUCUGCUGGAGUCAACUCUCUCUCUGGACACCAUCAGAGAUAUCUAAAGCGUUCAGUUGUUGUGAGCGUGCACUACCAAUGAGACACAAGGAGAUACAUCUGAUCAACCUACCCUGGACAAUGAACUUGAUCUUCCAGUUUGCCAAGGGUCUGCUCUCAGGCAAGAUUCAGAAGAGAUUGCAGUCCCACUCCGGGUUGGAUAGUUUAGCUAAGGAAGUAAACCAAAAGAUUCUGCCAUCAGAGUACGGAGGAAAUAGGAGUACACGGGAGUGCAUUGACCUCUGGAAGGCGGAGUUGGAGAAGAGUAGAUCAAGUCUCCUUGAGCUAGACUCUCUCAAGGUUACCGGGGUUGAACUGCCUGUAAAUCCUCAACUUCAGCUUGUAAGAAAGAAGUCCCGCCAUGACAGCAGCAACGGGAGUGAGCUCAUGGGAGUAGUUGGGAGCAUGCGGAACAUGGAGUUCACAUCGGAGCAGUAGAUUCAUCUCAUCUUUUGGAUCUUGAACGUUCUAACUCACACUCUACAUAAGUUAGCACGAAGUCACCCCAACUUCAACGCAGUGAUACACAGAGACAUCUGGGUACAGAAUUCAGAAACUAAAACUACAGACUGAAUAUAUAUAUAUCUGAGUUCUAAUCUUGAUGCUAGUCUUUCUAUACUUGGGAAUCGGUGUAUGUAUAGUGGGUCCACACUCCAGAGUUGUAUCUGAGAUGUUCAAUUAUUUUAACUAUUAUAUUAAUAUAUAUAUAUUUAUGUAUUUAAAUAAAACAAAUGUUCAUGA
Molecule: messenger RNA, 1530 nt
Organism: Eurytemora carolleeae
Lineage: Eukaryota; Metazoa; Arthropoda; Copepoda; Calanoida; Temoridae
Product: clavesin-1
Exons: 5
Coding region: 229-1227 (332 amino acids)
Cellular component (GO): membrane
Molecular function (GO): phosphatidylinositol bisphosphate binding
Source: RefSeq, a predicted model, not a curated record